CACCUUUUAAAUCCAAAAACUUCCAUCUGUCUCCCCACUCCCCCUCUCUUUCUAUCCCCAUCACGUGUUCCGUAAUGUCCCGCCUUUUUCGCGCUCGGCGCGUGAGCUACACCGUCGCCGCCGGAGCACUCACAGUCGCCGUUACCGGUUCCUACAUGUCACUCCGAGACACUUCCGUAUCUUCAAAUGACCGCGGUGGUGGAACGGCGUUAGAAUCAUUACGAAAAAGAAUCACCGACCCUACGGCGGUUGUGCCGGCGCGUGACUUACAACGAUCGUCUCUAAUCUCCGCCAAUUCCGGUAAUCCGCUCGACAUUCUCGUCAUUGGAGGCGGCGCCACCGGUUGCGGCGCUGCGCUUGAUGCCGCCACCAGAGGCUUACGUGUUGGUCUUGUGGAACGUGAGGAUUUCUCUUCCGGCACGUCGUCUCGGUCUACGAAGCUUAUUCAUGGAGGUGUUCGAUACUUGGAGAAAGCUGUCUUUAAUUUGGAUUACGGGCAACUGAAGUUAGUUUUUCAUGCUCUGGAGGAGCGUAAACAGGUUAUUGAUAAUGCUCCGCACCUCUGUCAUGCCUUACCCUGCAUGACACCAUGUUUUAGUUGGUUUGAGGCUGUGUACUACUGGGUGGGCCUGAAAAUGUAUGAUCUGGUGGCAGGACGGCAUCUAUUGCAUCUGUCUAGGUACUAUUCUGCACAAGAGUCUAUAGAACUUUUCCCUACACUUGCAAGGAAGGGUAACGACAGAAGCUUGAAAGGAACGGUGGUGUAUUAUGAUGGGCAAAUGAAUGAUUCACGAGUUAAUGUUGGUUUAGCAUGCACUGCUGCUUUAGCUGGUGCAGCUGUACUAAAUCAUGCAGAAGUUGUGUCCUUACUGAAAGAGGAGGGACAAGGGAGGAUAAUUGGAGCACGGAUUCAAGACAAUUUAUCAGGCGAAGAGUUCGAUACAUAUGCAAAAGUUGUUGUUAAUGCGGGUGGACCCUUUUGUGACUCGGUAAGAAAGCUAGCCGAUAAAGAUGCAAAACCGAUGAUCUCUCCUAGCAGUGGUGUACAUAUUGUGCUGCCAGACUAUUACUCUCCAGAGGGAAUGGGAUUGAUUGUUCCUAAAACAAAGGAUGGGCGUGUUGUGUUCAUGCUCCCAUGGUUGGGCAGGACAGUUGCUGGUACAACUGAUUCUAACACCAGCAUUACCAUGCUACCAGAACCCCAUGAGGAUGAGAUUGAAUUCAUACUAGAUGCUAUCCGUGAUUAUCUCAAUGUUAAGGUACGCCGUGUGGAUGUUCUCUCUGCUUGGAGUGGUAUUCGGCCACUGGCAAUGGAUCCAAAAGCAAAGAACACAGAGAGCAUUUCAAGGGAUCAUGUCGUGUGUGAAGAUAUCCCUGGUUUGGUCACAAUUACUGGUGGAAAGUGGACAACAUAUAGAAGUAUGGCCGAAGAUGCUGUGGAGGCGGCUAUUAAGUCAGGAAAGUUGAAUCCAGCAAACAAAACCUUGACAUCCAAUUUAUGUCUUGUGGGUGGAGAUGGCUGGGAUCCUGCAUUUUUCACUGUGGUCGCUCAAGAAUAUGUACGUAUGAAGAAAAUGAAAAACGGGCCACCAGUUCCUGGAGAGAUGGACACAGCUGCAGCAAAGCAUUUGUCUCACUCAUAUGGCACCAUGGCUGAAAAAGUAGCUUCUAUUGCUCAGAAUGAAAAUCUAGGCAAGCGGCUUGCCCAUGGGUACCCGUACCUUGAAGCUGAGGUGGCAUACUGUGCUCGGAAUGAGUACUGUGAAUCUGCUGUAGAUUUUAUUGCUAGAAGAUCUCGACUUGCUUUUCUUGACACAGAUGCUGCAAGCAAAGCAUUACCACGUGUCAUAGAGAUAUUGGCAGCGGAACAUGCCUGGGACAAGUCAAGGGAGAAGGAAGAGUUCCUGAUGGCCAUGAAGUUUCUGGAAACUUUUAGGUCAGCAAAGAAUGCUCAAUUCCAUGACGGAAAGCAUACAUAGUGAGUUCUUUUACCUAAAGUUUGUACUCGAUAGUAAAUAGUUGCUUUAGAAACCGGGUUAUACCCUAUAUAUGGAUUGUUGUAUGUUUUAUGCGUAUAUCAGUACAAAUAUCCAGACAUGGGAUUAUACUUGACCAUAGAAAUAAAAGUUUUGUUGACCAACCUGUGCUUAAGAUCAGCAAGCUGGCUUAGCAUUGUCUGAAGACAUGAAGAAAAAUGUAUUCUGAAAUCUUCAUGUUUCCUCUAAUAAAGUGAUACUCAUAUUAUGUUUAUAGGAAACCUUCAUAUUAACACAAGUAAAGACGCAUUCAUAUUUAUCAUUAUAUGAUGAUAAUUUAUAUAUUUGACCAACAAUCUAGAACUUU
This is a messenger RNA of Erigeron canadensis, 2343 nucleotides long. Its product is annotated as glycerol-3-phosphate dehydrogenase SDP6, mitochondrial-like. Lineage: Eukaryota; Viridiplantae; Streptophyta; Magnoliopsida; Asterales; Asteraceae. Gene Ontology annotation, molecular function: glycerol-3-phosphate dehydrogenase (quinone) activity. Gene Ontology annotation, biological process: glycerol-3-phosphate metabolic process. The transcript has 6 exons. Bases 75 to 1979 code for a protein of 634 amino acids. The record is from RefSeq and is a predicted model, not a curated record. Gene Ontology annotation, cellular component: mitochondrion; glycerol-3-phosphate dehydrogenase (FAD) complex.